Molecule: messenger RNA, 1720 nt
Organism: Drosophila takahashii
Lineage: Eukaryota; Metazoa; Arthropoda; Insecta; Diptera; Drosophilidae
Gene: Lint-O
Product: L(3)mbt interactor in ovarian somatic cells
Biological process (GO): negative regulation of DNA-templated transcription
Cellular component (GO): nucleus
Molecular function (GO): chromatin binding; histone binding
Source: RefSeq, a predicted model, not a curated record
CCGAGCGCGCAAGUAAUUUUUGUUUUGUUUUGUUUGCACCGCUUUCCGAGGACUCACCGGCCACCAUGAAGCGAACCAAGGACGAGGACAAGGAGGAGGCGCCGGCCCAACCGGCGGCGCACAACAGCAGCGCCGGCAGCAACGGCCACGAGGCCACAUCUCCGGUGGCCACCAAUGCGCCGGCGACGGCGACCACUUCAUCCGCAGCCGUUUUGGAUGCAUCGCUAACCGGAUCCUCCGUCCGCACGACGGGUCGCGUCAAGAAACCCAAGCAGGUGUACGAUCCCUCGGACAACUAUGUGUCCCGGGCCAGCAGUAAUCGCAACUCCCUCGGCGGAGCAGCCGGCUCCUUAGCCGCGGCCGCCGCCAAUGCUCAGUCACCACCAGCCAGUGCGACGGCCAAAGAGGCCAGCGAUUCGCAGGACUCCACACCCAGUCCGGCCGUUUCCGAGCAGCAGCAGCAGCAGGCGGCGCAGAAUCGCAACUUCGACACGUGCCAGAAGUGUGCCAAAAGCGAACCCAAACGCGGUUCCGGCCACAAGAGCAACUUCCUCACCUGCAAAGGAUGCAUGCAGAAAUGGCACUUUCCGUGUCUCCCAGUUCACUUCCAGAACCAAAGCAUGGCCCGCAAGAAGUACAAGUGCGAAAAGUGCCGCUACUGCCAGGUGUGCAACGUGAGGGGCCGGGAUCUCGCCAUUUGCAGCUCCUGCGUGGAGGCCUACCAUGCGGACUGCAAUGAUCCCACCAUCAAGCAGAGCAAAUCCGUCGACACAAAUCCCAAGUGGAAGUGCUUCCGAUGCGAGGCAUCCGGUAAUAGCGGUAAUAACACCAGCCCGUCCAGCGAGGAGCAAGCGGGGGGCAGGAAAUCGAAUGCGAGCCGCGAGGAGCAGCCGGCGGUGCCCAGGAAAUCCAAUGCGGGCCGCAAGAAGCGCGUCCAAUCCGAUCCCACCGGUCAAGAGAAGCCGGCGAAGAUUGAGAAGCUGGGCAAACGCAGUCCGCCACUGAAAACUGACGAGAAAAGAGAGAAGAGGGAGGAAAAGAAGGAAAGCAAGGAGGAGAAGAAGGAGGAGCUGCUGGAACAACCAGCUGAGGUCAAGGUGGAGAAAGUCGAGAAGCAGGAGGAGAUUGAGCCUGUGCCGGAGAAUAAGAAUCAGCCGGAGCCCAAUCAGGAAGCGGAACCCUCGCGCCUUUCGCCACCGCCACCUGCAGCUGCCGGCAGUCCCGUGGACAUUAAGUGCCAGCCCGUUUCCACCUGGUCCGUGGAACAGGUCGUCGGCUUUGUGGCCAAGCACUAUCCAAAGGAGGCGAACGUGUUCCGCUACCAGGACAUCGACGGCGCCUCCCUGCUGCUGCUCACCCGCCAGGAUGUGAUGAACGGAUUCGGCCUGAAGCUGGGACCGGCGCUGCGCGUCUUCGAGCUGGUGAUGUCCCUGCAGAGUCGCUCCGAUGACGUGAGACUCGCCUGGUUCGAGUAGCGUCCCCACCACCUCUUUAGCAUCUAACACCACUGUAAUUUUAAUUUAAUACUCUCGUUUGGAGCCCUCGCUCAUCCGGUCGCAACCAAUAAAGCUUAUAUUAAGUCUUCUCUUCUGCCGGAUGACUUCAAUUUCGUUCCAGUUUUUAAGAUGUUUUUUUCUGUAAUCCUACACUCUUGCAAAUGCACAUACUUUGUAAAUGAUAUCUGCUAGAUUUGCAAAAAAUAAUACGACUUUUAUUUAAA